Molecule: messenger RNA, 1098 nt
Organism: Entrophospora sp. SA101
Lineage: Eukaryota; Fungi; Glomeromycota; Glomeromycetes; Entrophosporales; Entrophosporaceae
Source: the annotation of a GenBank genome assembly
AUGAGUAAAUAUAAAAUUCUAAUUGAGGAACAGGAGGAAAAUGAGGCAACGGUUAAAAAAAAUUCGGAUUCCUCAAAACCACUAGAACCAGAACGACUAUCAACCAUUUUUUCAGCAGGAAUACCACCAAUUAUGACUUAUUGUGCUUCUAGUAUUCUUAUGACAGUAACAAAUAAAUAUGUAUUGUCAGGAUAUGAUUUCAACAUGAAUUUUCUCUUGUUAUGUGUUCAGUCAAUUGUUUGUGUACUACUUUUAAAAAUAUUCAAAUUAUUUAAUUUGGUUUCUUAUAAAGGAAUUGAUCUUGAACUAUCAAAAACUUGGUCACCUGUUGCAUUUUUACUUGUUGCUAUGAUUUAUACAGGAAGCAAAAGUUUACAAUUUCUUGCAAUUCCUAUAUAUACCAUAUUCAAGAAUUUAACGAUCAUUUUUAUUGCCUACGGUGAAGUAUUAUGGUUUGGGGGCUCAGUGACAAGAUUAAUGAUGACAAGUUUUCUAUUGAUGGUAUUUUCUUCAAUAAUAGCAGCUUCAUCCGAUUCAGUCAAUACAGUAAAAUUAAAUACAUUUUCUUCAAUUGAUUUUGGUUAUAUAUGGAUGGCUUUAAAUUGUAUUUCUUCGGCUGCAUUUAUUUUAUUUAUGAGGAAAAGAAUUAAAUCAACCAAUUUUAAGGAUUAUGACACUGUAUAUUAUAACAACACAUUAUCAAUUCCAUUAUUGGUUUUCAUGAGUUUAAUUAUAGAAGAUUGGUCUUACACUAAUUUAGAAAAAAAUUUAGUUACCUCAAGUACCACUUACAGUAUGGUUGGUGCAUUAAACAAAUUACCAAUGGCUGCAAGUGGAAUGAUUUUUUUUGGUGAUCCUACAACCUUUGGAAGUGUAUCUGCCGUUCUUGUUGGAUUUUUUUCUGGAGUUUUGUAUUCAAUAGCAAAAAAAGAACAACAAAGAGUUGUUAUUGUUGACACUAAAAUCAUUAAUGAUAAUACAAUAACUAAAUCUCAUCAAAAUACAAAUGAUCCAAUAAUAGAUGAAAAAUAUAUUGAUCACACAGAAAAUUCAACAGCUAUAACAAUAGAAGAUGACAAAAGCAAUGAAAUCAAUUAG